AUGCGUCCUGAUCUUGAUGAUACAACAAUGGGAAGACAAGUAGUGCACCCUGGGAGCAAAAGGAGAUGCUCGAGCCGAGGCAAGUCUUCUAAGUGGUCUCAGCUCCCAACCGACCUCAUAGAGUUAGUCUUGAAGAAGCUUCCUACAAUCAUGGACAUCAUGCGCAUCAAAGCUGUUUGUUCUCCUUGGAGGUCCACUGCGAAAUCAUAUACCUCUUCCCCAUAUCACAGCCCGCCUCAGAAUCCAUGCAUAAUGUUUCUAAUGAAAGUUAAAGAUGACGAGAUAUGGCACCGCAGAUACCGCUCAUGUGUUUAUGAUCCUAUAGGAAACACGGUUUACCAACUCAGGACCGUGUUCAGUUGUUUUCCUUUUUCACGCUGCAUGGGUUCAUCAUAUGGGUGGCUGCUCUUUUUUAACGAAUCAAGCUGUAUUGUAGGUCUCUAUAAUCCGAUUUCAAGAGCUCGGUUCCGACUCCCAUUUUUUCGUGAACUCUCAAGAAUUCGAUAUUGUAGUAGUCCUCUUAAAGCUAUUGUUUCCUUUGAUCCGUCUAGCAACAAGAACUUCGUUGUGGCUCUUGUAGUUGGAGGAGACAUUCUAUUCUAUAAGCAUAAUGUAAAAGCAUGGACUGAGUUGGAAAAUAGCUAUCGCUUUACGGAAAUUAUGUUUCAUAAUGACCAUCUCUAUUCACUAACCUCAAAGGGAUCGUCUCUUGCUGUUUGGGACUGCAGGAAAUGGCCUCCAGUUACAUCCAUGCGUUUUAAAGGUUCUAUUCCUGAGGGAAAAAUUCAUCGUUCUUAUUUGGCGAAGUCCAUAACGGGUGAGGUUUUGCGAGUGGUGAAACUCGAUGACAACAAGAAACCCAGGGUUUUGGUGCAAAAGCUAGAUACAAGUCAUGUAAGGUGGGAGACAGUGGAAACUCUAAGUGACCAAGUGUUGUUUGUGAUACAAAAAAAAGCGAUUUCAUUGCUUAGGUUAGAUAUCUCAGGGUGCGAAGAAUACUCAGUUUAUGACUUCCCGAUCAUCGACCAUGCCAGUUGUGAUGUUAGAAGUGGAUAUUAUCCUAGUCUGAAACCCUUUUGGUUUAUUCCUACAUGUUGA
Messenger RNA from Argentina anserina (silverweed cinquefoil), 1098 nucleotides. Its product is annotated as F-box protein At2g26160-like. The coding region runs from base 1 to 1098 and encodes 365 amino acids. NCBI's taxonomy places the organism in Eukaryota, Viridiplantae, Streptophyta, Magnoliopsida, Rosales, Rosaceae. Gene Ontology annotation, molecular function: protein binding. The transcript has a single exon. The record is from RefSeq and is a predicted model, not a curated record.